GCAUGCUGGGAGUGAUCAAGUUUCUCCAACAUGGCGGCGGCUGGCCUUUCUGUUAUUUCAUCUUUUAAUAGCGAGAAUAGAAAUAUUUUGAAAAAUGAUGAUCUACCAAAAGCUAAAAGCAACAAAGAAGUUAAGAUGGAGAUUGAAAUUGAUAAAAGCCAUGAGGGAAUUCAGCAAUACUAUGUCACAAAAAUUGAAGAACUUCAGCUGACAGUUACAGAAAAGGUUAAAAACCUUCGAAGACUUGAAGCACAGAGAAAUGAAUUAAAUGCUAAAGUGCGUAUGUUACGAGAGGAAUUGCAGUUAUUGCAGGAACAAGGAUCAUAUGUGGGUGAAGUUGUAAAGCCAAUGGAUAAAAAGAAAGUUCUUGUUAAGGUUCAUCCUGAAGGAAAGUUUGUGGUUGAUUUAGAUAAAGCUAUUGAUAUUAAUGAUGUCACAGCCAACUCUCGUGUUGCUUUAAGAAAUGACAGUUAUACCUUACAUAAAAUUCUUCCAAACAAGGUUGAUCCUUUAGUAAGCUUGAUGAUGGUUGAAAAAGUCCCAGACUCUACAUAUGAAAUGGUUGGUGGUCUGGAUAAACAGAUUAAAGAAAUAAAAGAAGUAAUUGAACUACCUGUUAAACAUCCUGAAUUAUUUGAAGCACUUGGGAUCGACCAACCCAAGGGUGUGCUAUUGUAUGGUCCACCAGGCACAGGAAAGACUCUUCUUGCUCGAGCUGUGGCUCAUCAUACUGCAUGUACUUUCAUCAGAGUCUCAGGGUCUGAACUAGUUCAGAAGUUUAUUGGAGAGGGUGCUAGAAUGGUGCGAGAAUUGUUUGUUAUGGCCAGAGAGCAUGCUCCGUCAAUUAUUUUCAUGGAUGAAAUUGAUUCAAUCGGAUCUUCAAGAAUUGAAUCUGGUGGAUCAGGUGAUAGUGAAGUACAGAGAACAAUGUUGGAAUUGCUAAACCAACUAGAUGGAUUUGAGGCUACCAAAAACAUCAAGGUUAUAAUGGCCACGAAUCGCAUAGAUAUCUUGGACGCAGCUUUACUACGACCUGGCCGAAUUGAUCGAAAAAUUGAAUUUCCUGCACCGAAUGAAGAGGCUCGCUUGGAUAUCUUGAAAAUUCACUCACGCAAGAUGAAUUUAACGAGAGGAAUAAAUCUUCGAAAAAUUGCCGAAUUGAUGCCUGGAGCAUCUGGUGCUGAAGUAAAGGGUGUCUGUACAGAAGCAGGUAUGUUCGCCUUAAGAGAGAGAAGAGUUCAUGUGACACAAGAAGAUUUUGAGAUGGCCGUGUCUAAGAUCAUGCAGAAAGAUUCUGAACGAAACAUGUCUGUGAAGAAGCAAUGGAAAUAAUAACGUCAGUACGAAUUGGUGCAUGGACGCGUGGUUUUUUAUUAUAUCUGUCGAUUGAUGAUAUGCAUAUUUUGCUGUUGUUACAUCAAAAUUCUAAGUUAGGGAGGAGUGAGGUUGCAAUUUAAAGAGAGUAUUUGAUGUGGAUGAUUGAAUACACAUUACUCUGCAGUCGUGUGCAAGAGUCAGUUUUUGACAGCGAUAUUCCAUCACUUGAAAAACGUAAAUGUUUUUUAUAUAAAUGAAGCCUGUUCUACAUAUGCGGAAAACCUUUCUAGAGUAUCAAUCCAAUCUCCAUACCUUCUAUAAAUGAAUAUUUCCUAAUUACCUUUUGGACUUUGUACGUAAAACCAGAUUGCAUUUAUCAGAUGUGCAUAACGUAAAGUAAAGUCAUUUGUCGUUGAAACUUCUACAGUAACCGUGUUGUUAUGUAAUAUAAGUUUGCUGAUUUCGUCCAACUGUCGUAGGUUGCUUGUAAUUUUUGCAGUAUUAAACUGAAUAUAGAAAUUCGAAAAAACA
This is a messenger RNA of Dendronephthya gigantea, 1848 nucleotides long. RefSeq names its product 26S proteasome regulatory subunit 8. Gene Ontology annotation, molecular function: ATP binding; proteasome-activating activity; ATP hydrolysis activity. Lineage: Eukaryota; Metazoa; Cnidaria; Anthozoa; Malacalcyonacea; Nephtheidae. Gene Ontology annotation, cellular component: proteasome regulatory particle, base subcomplex. The transcript is spliced from 16 exons. Bases 31 to 1332 code for a protein of 433 amino acids. The record is from RefSeq and is a predicted model, not a curated record. Gene Ontology annotation, biological process: proteasome-mediated ubiquitin-dependent protein catabolic process.